AUGGGGUAAGAAAAAAAAUUAUAAACUAAUAAAAUCAUUUACCAAGGGACUCCAAGCUGUGAGUAAAUACUUGUAUUAUGACUCACCAAGAGACUUUAGCCAUCAUGGAACUCACACAUCAUUCACGGUGAUAGCAAAUUUAUGUUCUUGGGGCAAGUCAAUUUGGAUUUGCUUGUGGCAUCGCUAGAGGAGUUGCAUUAUGAGCAUAUCUUGCCAUGUACAAGGUUAGCUCAACUACAAAGGUCACAGAAAGUGACAUUCUUGCUGCCAUGGAGCAAGCCAUUGCAGAUGGAGUUGAGAUAUGUCACUAUCUCCUGGCUUUGAACCCAAGCCUUUAUUUAAAGAACUUGAGGGCAUUGCUUCUGUAUCAUCCGUGGAAAAAGGGGUUGCUGUUGUUUGUGCUGUUGAGAAUUUUAUUAGUGCUAACACCACACUUAAUGGAGCUCCAUGGAUCACCACUGGUGGAGCUGGCAUACUUUGACCAGCUUACUUUCGGUGGAAUAGUAACCCUAGGAAAUGGGUUAGCCUUUGAAGGAAGCUCACCAUUAUCACUCAGUGUCUACAUUGCAUAAGGACUUUUGUAUUGUGGAGUUGAUGACAUCAACAAUUCAAUUUGCAACUAUCCUAUCCUAUGACAUUUGAGUGAAUGUUGUUGUCUUUGAAAGUCAAAUUCAGCACCCUAAGAUAACCAUUGU
Messenger RNA from Rubroshorea leprosula, 695 nucleotides. Lineage: Eukaryota; Viridiplantae; Streptophyta; Magnoliopsida; Malvales; Dipterocarpaceae. The record is from the annotation of a GenBank genome assembly.